AAAUGCCGUUUCUGAAUGGAAGAAGCAUUGCAGACAGUCUGAGUCACCAGUUAGUUAAUCCAAGACAUGUGUGCGCGGCUUUCGGUAUUCCCCUCCUCCGGAAUCAUUUGGGAUUGAGGAAAGGGAAGAGCUUCUUUUUUUUUUUGGAGCCUGAUCUCUCUUAAAUGAGCUACCUACUCUUCAAUCACUUUUCACAAGCGAUAGAAAGUGCCUCACUUUACGGUACGACUGAGAGGUAGCAGAACUCGUAAAACGAAACUUGAUUCUCAAUUUGUGCGUGUCGAGGCCUCCCGAGUUCUCGCCUCCGUGCCCACGGGUCCGCCAUGAGUGUCCUGCCUCCCGUCAGGAGAGACCGGGUUAUCCCAGCCCUCCCCCAGUGCUUCUCCAAAGACGCAGCCCUGCACACCAAGGACAGCUUCCACCCCAAAGUGAAGACCGCCUGCCAGGAGCAGCGCACCGGCACAGUGGGCAGGUUUAAGAUCUCUAAGGUCAUUGUGGUUGGAGAUCUGGCAGUGGGAAAAACCUGUUUAAUUAAUAGGUUCUGUAAGGACACGUUCGACAAGAACUACAAAGCGACCAUCGGGGUGGACUUUGAGAUGGAGAGGUUCGAGGUUCUGGGCGUGCCCUUCAGCCUGCAGCUGUGGGACACGGCCGGGCAGGAGAGGUUCAAAUGCAUAGCAUCCACCUACUACAGAGGAGCACAAGCGAUCAUAAUCGUGUUUGACGUGAACGACGUGGCCUCCUUGGCGCAUGCAAAACAGUGGCUGGAGGACGCCCUGAAGGAGAAUGACCCCGCCACCGUGCUGCUCUUCCUCGUCGGGACGAAGAAAGAUUUAAGCUCCCCUGCCCAGUACUUGCUGAUCGAGCAGGAUGCCAUCACACUGGCCAAAGAGAUCAAGGCGGAAUACUGGGCAGUGUCCGCGCUAACUGGGGAGAACGUGAAGGAGUUUUUCUUCCGCGUGGCAUCGCUGACAUUUGAAGCGAACGUGCUAGCCGAGCUGGAGAAGUCGGGGUCCCGUCGGAUCGGAGAUGUAGUUCGGAUAAACAGCAGUUCCAGCAACACGUACGUGACCUCGAAGAAGAAGCAGGCGAGCUGCUGCCAGUGAAGAUGAAGACGCGGGAGCCAAAGAUCCGCUUCAAACACCCCUCAGCCCGGGAGAAUAGUCCCACCAAAGACGCGUUUUCACAGGGAACAAGUCUCUCUCACCGCUCAUAUCGUACGAACGAAUUGUUUUUCAGAGUGAAAAGUAGUCGCCAGACCCAUUUCGAUCAAAGUCAGAAAUGAUUUAGCGUUUAAAAACCUGUCUGGUGUCUGCACCCAAACCCAGUCCACUCGUCUUCAAAGUGAGACUCUUUCCGAUUCGGGUGGACUGAGUGCAUUUCAUCUUCCUUGAGAUUUUGUUCCCAGUUCUGACACUGUUGAUGAUCUCCAGGACUGACUCUGCUUCGAAAAUGGAUUAAAGUCUGUUUGAUCAUUUCAGCUGGACCUGAAAGCUGAUCAAGAGCACCAGGAAGUGGUCGGAAUUGGUCCUUCUCUCAGUAAUUAGCUUUUCCUUUGUGUCACUGCCCCAUUGACAUGUAAAUAUCAUAUGUCCUGUUUAAUCGAGAGAUUUAUGCAAAAUUAUGCAAUUAUACAAGUUACCGCUUAUGCAUGUCGAUGACAAUCACUCCUAGUAUUAAAGAAAAUACUUCAUGUUUAGGAAGAAAAAUGUUUAAUCUUCAUAUGCUGCAGGAGACCUGUAGCCCUUGUGUGGUGUUGCAUUGUAUUCCUGAUGGUUUGGUAUAUUUACAAAAUCAAGUUAAUUGUAGCCCGAGAGGAAAUAUACCUUCAGUGUACUAAAGCCUGAUUUAUUUUAUUAGGUGAUUUGUCGCAUUGUAUAAAAGAGCAUUUAUCUCGUU
Lepisosteus oculatus (spotted gar) is the source of this 1899-nucleotide messenger RNA. It is a transcript of the gene rab34a, whose product is annotated as RAB34, member RAS oncogene family a. Gene Ontology annotation, cellular component: phagocytic vesicle; Golgi cisterna. The record is from RefSeq and is a predicted model, not a curated record. Gene Ontology annotation, molecular function: GTP binding; GTPase activity. NCBI's taxonomy places the organism in Eukaryota, Metazoa, Chordata, Actinopteri, Semionotiformes, Lepisosteidae. Gene Ontology annotation, biological process: Golgi to plasma membrane protein transport; phagosome-lysosome fusion.